Ochotona curzoniae (black-lipped pika) is the source of this 7535-nucleotide messenger RNA. RefSeq names its product alkylglycerone phosphate synthase (gene AGPS). NCBI's taxonomy places the organism in Eukaryota, Metazoa, Chordata, Mammalia, Lagomorpha, Ochotonidae. The transcript has 20 exons. Gene Ontology annotation, biological process: lipid biosynthetic process. The record is from RefSeq and is a predicted model, not a curated record. Gene Ontology annotation, molecular function: FAD binding; alkylglycerone-phosphate synthase activity. The coding region runs from base 61 to 2115 and encodes 684 amino acids.
CCAGGCGCAUGGCACCCGCCGCCCAGCCGCCGCGGUGGCUGCCGGGAUGCGCUGCAGCGAAUGGUCGCGCCGGGCGCCGCUUGGAGUGACCUUUCACCCGCGCCCAGCGGUCCCGGGCGGCGGCACAAGGCGGAAGCCAUGGCGGAGGCGGCGGCUGCAGCGGGCGGGACAGGCGCGGGCGCGAGCUCCGGUUCUGGAACGGUUCGAGAUCGCGACCCGGAUCGCGCCGGGCGACGGCUGCGGGUUCUCUCGGGGCAUCUGCUGGGUCGGCCGCAGGAGACUCUGAGUACCCAUGAGUGCAGAGCGCGGAGAGCCGCGACUACGGCCACGGCCACGACCACGGCGGCGCCCACGACCACUCCCGCCGUGCAGGAGUCAGGCACCAUUCCCAAGAAGCGGCAAGAAGUCAUGAAAUGGAAUGGAUGGGGAUACAAUGAUUCCAAGUUCUUCUUCAAUAAGAAGGGCCAAGCUGAAUUGACUGGGAAAAGGUAUCCUCUUAGUGGCAUGGUUUUACCAACUUUUAAAGAAUGGAUCCAAAACACCCUUGGAGUAAGUCUGGAGCAUAAAACUACCUCUAAAGCAUCUUUAAAUCCUAGUGAUACACCUCCUUCUAUUGUAAAUGAAGACUUUCUUCGUGAACUUAAAGAAACUAAUAUUUCAUAUUCACAAGAAGCAGAAGAUCGGGUAUUUAGAGCUCAUGGUCAUUGUCUUCAUGAGAUAUUUUUGCUCAGGGAAGGAAUGUUUCAGCGAAUUCCUGAUAUAGUUUUAUGGCCAACAUGUCAUGAUGAUGUAGUUAAGAUUGUGAAUCUAGCGUGCAAAUAUAACCUUUGUAUCAUACCAAUUGGUGGAGGAACAAGUGUUUCGUAUGGCUUAAUGUGUCCUGCUGAUGAGACAAGAACGAUUAUUUCUUUGGACACUUCACAAAUGAAUCGAAUCCUCUGGGUUGAUGAGAACAAUCUGACAGCUCAUGUAGAGGCUGGUAUUACAGGACAAGAGUUGGAAAGACAGCUUAAGGAAAGUGGUUAUUGUACAGGUCAUGAACCAGACUCCUUGGAAUUCAGCACUGUGGGAGGAUGGAUUUCAACUCGGGCUUCUGGCAUGAAGAAGAAUAUAUAUGGCAAUAUUGAGGACCUGGUGGUUCAUAUAAAAAUGGUAACACCUAGAGGUACAAUAGAAAAAAGCUGUCAAGGACCUCGUAUGUCAACAGGCCCUGACAUCCAUCACUUCAUCAUGGGAUCUGAAGGAACUCUUGGUGUAAUAACAGAAGCCACAAUAAAAAUCAGACCAGUUCCGGAAUACCAAAAGUAUGGUUCAGUAGCUUUCCCUAAUUUUGAACAAGGAGUGGCCUGUUUAAGAGAAAUUGCAAAACAGAGAUGUGCUCCUGCAUCCAUUCGCCUCAUGGACAACCAGCAAUUUCAGUUUGGUCAUGCUCUUAAACCUCAGGUUUCCUCUAUUUUUACAUCAUUUUUGGAUGGAUUAAAAAAGUUUUAUAUCACAAAGUUUAAAGGAUUUGAUCCGAAUCAGCUAAGUAUAGCUACAUUGCUGUUUGAGGGGGACCGUGAGAAAGUUCUUCAACAUGAAAAACAAGUUUAUGACAUUGCUGCAAAAUUUGGUGGGUUGGCUGCUGGAGAAGAUAAUGGUCAGAGAGGUUAUUUACUUACAUAUGUCAUUGCAUACAUUCGAGACUUGGGCUUGGAAUACUAUGUAUUAGGAGAAUCUUUUGAAACUUCUGCUCCUUGGGACAGGGUUGUAGAUCUUUGCAGAAAUGUAAAAGAAAGAAUAAGAAGGGAGUGCAAAGAGAGGGGUGUUCAGUUUGCUCCUCUUUCCACAUGCAGGGUGACUCAGACUUACGACGCAGGUGCAUGCAUCUACUUCUAUUUUGCCUUUAACUACAGGGGAAUUAGUGACCCACUAGCCGUGUUUGAACAGACUGAGGCAGCUGCUAGAGAUGAAAUCCUUGCUAAUGGAGGGAGCCUGUCGCAUCAUCAUGGAGUGGGCAAGUUACGGAAGCAGUGGCUAAAGGAAAGCAUCUCUGACGUCGGCUUUGGGAUGCUGAAGUCUGUCAAGGAGUACGUGGACCCCAAUAACAUCUUUGGAAACAGAAACCUUUUAUAAAAUCAUUAGAAUCAUUAUAAAAAUGUCAUUUUUUUUUUAAGUCUUCAACUAUGGUUAUACCAGUAAUCAAAUAUAUCAUGGACUAUAUUUUGGCUACAUUCGUUUGUUGGUUUAAAAUAAGUUUGUUUUCAUUCUGUAGUUUGUUUUGUUUCCACAUCUGCGGAUUGACAGGUGGUAUUCCUAAGUCUCUCAUUGUAGGUGCAUCAGUUUACAGCCAACUGGUUGUCAUUUCAAACAUUAAGCAGCUCAACGCUGCCAGUGAUUUCAGAGAAAGUUGCUACCAGCUCUUUUGUAUUGAAGCUUCUUCUUGGGGAACAAAGGCAGAUUUUUAUAUCAUCUGUUGCUUAUCUGGCCUCUUAGAAAAACGUUUCUAGAAGCAGGUACAUAAGGAAGGAUUCCACUGAGGAAUGUUAUGUGUGUAACUCUGUGUGUGUGUGUGUGUGUGUGUGUGUGUGUGUGUGUGUGUGUGUGUGUGCGCGCGCGUGCAUGCACAAAUUGUCGUGUGAGUACAGUUCAGGGAGGAUGUUGAUGAAAAAACAUAGGCAACCUAUUGUUUAGGACUCAAUUAGUUCUGUAAGGUGCUUGGCCUACAGUUUUCUUUGAAAUAGUAUACACUUAUAAAUCAACAGUGUACUAAUUACUCUGUUCUCCUAAGUUCUGUUGCUACUGAUGGGAAUGGCUGUAUUUGUAUCACUGAGAUAACCCAGGAUCAUAUCCUACUUCACUCAUGCUGUAUUUCGUGAGAGAAGCUGACUUACCAUCAUUGUCUGUGAAGGGCAGGUUUACCAUGAAGUGAAUGCCCCCAGUUAAGCUAGCAUCUUCAUGUUCCUGAUUUUCCUUUCUUGUUGCUGAACUGCAAAAGCAGCUAUCACAGGAGCACAAGGAAGAGCCCUUACACUUAACGUCUCCAGCUGAAAAAAUUGUUUGGCUAAAGAACAGUUGUUGUUCAGUUAUUAAUUUUGAAAGCCUAGACAAUUUCAAUAACAAAAAUCUUUUUUUCAAUUAAUCCAAACAGCAUGAUACAUUUUAACAUAAAAGUUUCAAUUUAGUUUUUAAUAAUGAUUGAAUACCUUUUUUGAAUUACUGGUUUAACCUAAACUUUAAAAAAAUGUAAUGUAUUAAUGCAUAUACCAUAAUCAAAAGUUUGAAAUAUCCUGUUUCUUAAAAUAAGAACAUUAAUCACAUUUAGCAAACAUUUUUACAUCCAAACCUGGAUAUUAAAAUAAGUCAAAUGAUUACUUUGAAUCACUGUCUGUCAGAGUUCAUGAUUCACAUUUUGAGAUGGGUUCUUUUCUUAAUGCAAUACCUAACUUUUGAUAAUUUUUUAAAAUUAAUAUUUGAUCAGUCAAAAUGCAGACAAGCCUUUUAAAGGAUGCAACGUCUGUCUAUGUAGCAACAGCUCCAAAGUCUUUUUGGGCCGUUUGAUACCUUUUGUAUUUAAAGUAGCCUUAACCAGAAAAGUAAAAAUUUAAAAUUGACCAAGCGAUAUUUUUAAGACUUCAAAAGGAUAAUUUUUAAUCAUUAAAAUUGGCCUCAAGCUAAUAAACUUAAAUCUGUGAGCAAAUCAAAAUUAAAUAUUAAUCUAGCAACAAAAACUAAAUAUUUUAUUUUUUAGAUGCUGCCUCUCUUCAUUGAUGAUUUAUUUUUAAUUAUAAAAUGUCCAGCAAAUCUUUGCUUAAAGCCCUUGAUAUUUGAAAUCAUUUGACACUUGAUGAGGAAAUUGCCUAUAGAAUUCUAGAAUUCUCAUCUUUCUAAAUUCAUCUAUUUAUGAAGGUAUUUUCUCUAAAUGGUGAUCAAAAUGUAAAAUGUCACAAGGUACUAAUAUCUCACUGAAAGUGUGUACGUGUUUUUGAGUAGCUUUUUUUUUUAAUAAAACAAAUUCAUAAGCAGAUCCAUCCUUUGCAUGUGAUUGUUCCAUUCUUUCCCAGGGAGUUCAGAUUUCAAUGACCUCAGCAAUCUGUUUUUAAUAUCAGGAAGCUGAAAUCCUUGUGUUCACUGUUGUUCAGGAAUUAUGGAAAUUGCUUAUUUUCCGUAAUUUCCUUGUGGAAAUUACUGCUUUAGGUCUAUUUUUUUCCCCAUGUAAGCAGGACUCACCAACUUGGAUUUUAUAGAGGUGACUACAUUUUAUAGUUAAAAUCAUUUCUACAGGGAUCACUUUGAAACACAAGAACAUUCAUCUGUACUGUUUUCACUCUGAUUUAGUAAAUCAGAAAGCCUUUCCCACUUUCACACACCUACUUCUAGGAGGUGCCUCGGUAUAGACUUAUUGUCUGUGGAGGACUGAGCUCAUGAAUAUGCACAGAAGCACUUAAACCACGCCUCUGACUUCUAAAGCAUGUGAUAAUGGCUUCAGAAAAAUUAAAACCAAGAGAACGCUGUUUAUGUGAGGCUUCUUAACUCACAUUGAAUGUGUUUAUUUAAAAUUUUUAAAGUUGUAGCCUAUUUAGUUUUGAGUGUUGUAUAACACUGACUUUCUUAAAUUGUCAUAUUUAUAAUAUUUUACUUAAAUUGAUGAUGUCACAUUUGGGUUGGGGUUUCCCUGGGAACGGGGACUUGCUGCUAGUGAUAAAUGAUUUUGAAUACUAAAGACAAUAUGAACAGGCUUUAUUGACCCCUAGAGAAACUGUUGCCUUAAUGUUUGGUGCAAUUUAUAGUAAGUAGUACGUAAGUGAAUUUUUACUAACUUGGGCAAAGUAACUUGAGCUUUUUUAGUUUAGUAAGAAAGAGUUAUGAGAAGCCACAUGGUUAUUGUGCUCAGGAUUGUACCACAAGCAAAGAGGAUUAAAUUCUUUCCUCUUCUGAGGAUUUGGGAGCUUUUUUUUUUUUUUUUCCUUCUGAAAGUGUUUACCUAUUAGAGUACUGUUACUUAAACAUGGUUAUGAAAUUGGAAGCCUUCUAGCGUGCAUAAGUUAAUACAUUUGGGAAAACAAGCACAGUAAAGGAUGAGCUUCCAUCAGUGUAUUAUACCAGACAGAUGGUUGCAAGGACACCUUUUUAUUGUCCCACAAUACUGUACAAAUAAUUGCUAAAUCCUUGGUAGCAAUUUUGAAAAUGCCUUUCAGCAUGUCAGCCCCAAGAGAUUUUCUGUUACUGUAUUCUUUCACAGCUUCUUAAUCAUGGUUGAUCAGAGAAGCUCUGUGAUCCUUUGGCCUUUCAGAUGAUGCUGGUUUUGAUUGAGCUUACUAACCGUGGGUUGAUUCACAAACUCCAUGUGCUGGAGUUUGAGGCAGUCACAUGGGAUAUUGCGAGAGGCAUAUCUGUAUUUUAAAAACCACUGAGAUAGGAAAUAAGGACAGGUUUGAUUACUUUUGGUUUACCAUCUAAUCUUUAGCAGCUUUGGUUGUAAUCAGGGCUUGACAAUUACCAGUUGUGGAUUAGACUCUGUACUGUUCCUCCUUCAGCUUCAUGAGCUAUGGAAGUGUGGCUUUGCUCAAGGCUUCUUAAUCCCUAAUGAGCCAUAUGUCAAUCUAGUCAUUCAGUUCUCACUAACUUGUUUCCUAAAGUGGAAACAAUUUACACAUUCAUGUUGAAAUCCAGAAAGUGUAAAAGGUUUACUUUUAAUGUUGAAAUAUGGUGUCUGAUAUGAAGGAUGUAAGUUUACCCAGCUUUCUGUUCCCUAAGCCAAACAGUGUUUGUCUUCAGUGUGAACUUUAACUGUACAAAUUACUUGUAAUGUCAAGAGAUUAUAGAAACAUUCUUAAUAAAAUGGACCUGGGUCUAAAAAUUCUUUUUCCUUUAAAGGGAGUGUGAAGCGGUUUAUUAUUCUCUUUGUAUAUGGGCUUUUCUUUCAACUUCAGUUUUUCAUCUUCCUGUUUCCAUUGAUUUGAAAGUAGAAAAUUAUUUUUAUAAUUUUAUUGAUGUAGUGUAAACAAAUACAACUUAUAAAUCCCUUUGAUUCUGUCAACUGAAAAUAUUGUUCACCAGGUUUUAUCAGUUUCUAAAUAUUUUUAAAGUCAAUAUUAUAUUCCCAGGAGCUGUUUAGUCUUCUAUGAAUCUGAAGCAUUUCCUUUUAAACCUUGGAAGAUCCUGAAAGAACAGCACUAUUGUGCCCUUCGAACCACAGCAACUCAUUUCUGAAACAAGAGUAAGAACCCCUGAUAUACAGAACAUUCAAACCAAAGAAUUGUCACAGACUUCAGUAACUUCACUUCUGUCAACAUGAAAAAUGUUUUUCCGUUUCCAAGGGAGAUUGUUUUAUAUUUUUUUUUCAUUUGAAGAAAAAUAAUAUAUCAUUAAGAACAUUUCAGGAACCCUGAAUUUUCAAUCUGAAAGGGAAGGAAAAAGAGUUUGUUUACACAUACCAUGUUUUUAAGGCAUCAUAGUGUUUUUCAUGAAUAUCACACGUGUCGCAUGAAACAUGUUUUUAAUUCUUAAAAGAAUCUGACAUAUCCCAAAAGGAUAUAAUACUUAUACUGCUUUACAGUUUCCAUAGUUGGUUAAUUUUUGAGCAAACUUUAACAAUAUCUCCAUGCCCCCCCCCCCCCCAAAAAAAAGAACUCACAGUGCCUUGAUGGGAUUUUCUUGCUUUCUUCCAUGAAUUAGCAAUUUUAAAUGGGUAGCGGAGGAUAAGUCUCUACAGACAGUUAUCAGUUCAUGGCUAUUCCUCUUUUAGAACAUAUUAGGAAUUAAGUAGUUGUUUGCAGAAACGAUGAUAAGCCUUUCCACAAUGUUGAUUUGGAUCCUCUUCUAACGUAUCCAACUCCUUGUGUCGUUGACUUGCACCUGUGGAAUUUGUACCUGUUUGCAUUCCUGCAUUUUCAUUUCCUACCCAGCCUCAUGGUCCUGAGGUGUGGCCGGGUGGAUGUGGCACACUCACCAAGCACUGAGACGUUGUCCCCCUGCUUCUGGAGAUGGGCUCCCGCUGCCCCCACCCCAUGGAGCACAGCCUGGAAGCAGAGGUUCCAAUCCUUAUCUUGUGUGUCAGUCCUUUUUUGUGUGUGAUGGUGCCUUCAGAAUAAUGAAUAUUUCUGUUCCUGGAUAGUGAUCAAUAGUAGGAGAUAUUUGUGUAGGUGAUACUAACUUUUGUCCUUUUAAGCCUGUGAAAUACUUGGUCUCUGAUACAACUUGAGUAAUGUCUUAUCCUGAGUCUUCCUCUAAGGCAGUACAUACCCCUGCCAGUACUGUAGUAAUCUUUUGGGAACUGCACAUGGGUAAGCUCUUGUAUGUAAGCCAUGUACUGCUGUAACUGAUGCAUACAAACAAUUCUCUUUACAUUUACAGGCUAAAAGUGACAUGUGGUAGGAAGGAAAAUUCCUCAGAGAUUCAAGCAUAGCUUUGUCAAUUAAGACUGAGCCAUACUGUUUUCCACAAGGGCUCAACAUAGUCUCUAUUCUGUGCUUUCUGUGUAUGUAGGAUUCUGAUUUUACUGGUUUUCGUAGACUGUUGUCUAUUAAGCAAAUGCCCAUGUGUGAUUUUUAAGA